Molecule: messenger RNA, 2629 nt
Organism: Oryzias melastigma (Indian medaka)
Lineage: Eukaryota; Metazoa; Chordata; Actinopteri; Beloniformes; Adrianichthyidae
Gene: nf2a
Product: neurofibromin 2a (merlin)
Exons: 16
Coding region: 540-2315 (591 amino acids)
Biological process (GO): regulation of organelle assembly; positive regulation of early endosome to late endosome transport; regulation of gliogenesis
Cellular component (GO): apical part of cell; cytoskeleton; filopodium
Molecular function (GO): actin binding; cell adhesion molecule binding
Source: RefSeq, a predicted model, not a curated record
ACUGCACGUGAACGCAUCAUUUUUGUGUGGGAGAUAGUUUACAACUUGUUAGCUUCUGUUAGCUCGUCCUUCGAUAGUUUACGCACAGACCGAAAACUUUCGUUGUCUUAAAGAGGGAAGUAUUAUACUUUAUUUAUUUAUUUUGUUUAACUCUAACGAUAAAAAAUAAAAUAAAUUCAAUAUUUACACUGUAAAAUGGUAACGUUCCCCACAAAAAUACUUUGGUAUAAUGUUUAUGUUUGUUAGCUAACAUACUUUUUAUCGACUUUAGCUAACGUUAGCUGUCUAACCAGAUCGUUAUUUUCUAUAUCCGAUUAAUUAAUUGUAUAAAUAAGAACAUUUUAAGGGACAGUGUACUAAAAAGUGACACAGUCUGUCAUUAAAUGUUAAUAUUGAAAAGCUGAAGAGUCGCAUCUGCGGUGCCCAUCAGUGUGUCGGAUCGCCUGGUUUAAAAUGCCGUGAGAGAGCGCUCUUUUUUAUUUGGAGAUAAAGCAGAAGAGCAGUAGAUGAUUGAAGAGUCGGAACAUUAAUCAGUCGUCAUGGCAAGCGCGUUAGCGGCGAGAAUGGGACUAAACUCUCUGAUGAGAAAACAAGCCCGGACCUUCAGGGUCAGGAUCUGCAGCAUGGAAUCGGACAUGGAGUUCAGCUGCGAGAUUAAAUGGAAGGGGAAAGACCUGUUUGACUUGGUGUGCCGGACCCUGGGACUGAGGGAGACCUGGUUCUUUGGACUCAGCUACAGCGUAAAGGACACUGUGGCGUGGCUGAAGAUGGACAAGAAGGUUUUGGAUCAGGAGGUGCCAAAGGAGGAGCCAAUCGUCUUUCACUUUUUGGCCAAAUUUUACCCUGAAAACGCAGAGGAGGAGCUGGUGCAAGACAUCACACAGCAUCUCUUCUUUCUACAGGUGAAGAAGAAGAUUCUUGAAGAAGAGAUUCACUGUCCUCCUGAAGCAUCUGUGCUUUUAGCCUCUUACGCUGUCCAUGCUAAGUAUGGAGACUACGACCCUGAAGUUCAUAAACCGGGAUUUUUGGCUGAGGAGGAACUACUGCCGAAGAGGGUGAUUAACUUGUACCAGAUGACUCCAGAAAUGUGGGAGGAGAGGAUCACCGCGUGUUAUGCAGAGCACAGAGGCAGGACGAGGGACCAAGCUGAGAUGGAGUAUUUAAAAAUAGCUCAGGACCUGGACAUGUACGGCGUCAAUUACUUUUUAAUCAAGAACAAAAAGGGAACGGAUCUUCUUUUGGGAGUGGAUGCGCUCGGCCUGCACAUCUACGACCCCAACAACAAGCUGACGCCAAAGUGCUCCUUCCCCUGGAACGAGAUCCGGAACAUCUCCUACAGCGACAAGGAGUUUACAAUCAAACCUCUGGACAAGAAGGCCAAUGUUUUUAAGUUUAAUUCUUCCCGGCAAAGAGUCAACAAGCUGAUCCUCCAACUGUGUAUCGGUAACCAUGACCUUUUCAUGCGGCGGCGGCGGGUGGACUCCCUGGAGGUCCAGCAGAUGAAAGCUCAGGCCAGAGAGGAGCGGGCCAGGAAGCAGGUGGAGCGUCAGCGUCUGCAGAGGGAGAAGCAGCUGCGAGAAGAAGCAGAGCGAGCGAGAGACGAGCUGGAGAGGAGGCUGGUCCAGCUGCAGGAUGAAGCUCACAUGGCCAACGAGGCGCUGUUGCGCUCAGAGCAGACGGCCGACCUGCUGGCGGAAAAGGCUCAGAUUGCUGAGGAGGAGGCCAAGCUGCUGGCCCAGAAAGCUGCCGAGGCCGAGACAGAGAUGCAGCGCAUCAAGGUGACCGCCAUGCGUGGCCAGGAGGAGCGGCGGCUGAUGGAGCAGAAGAUGCUGGAAGCAGAGAUGCUCGCGCUCACUAUGGCCGAGGAGUCGGAAAGAAGGGCUAAAGAGGCGGAGCAGCUGAAGCAGGACCUGCAGGAAGCCAGAGAUUCUGAACGCAGAGCGAAGAACAAACUCCUGGAGAUAACCAGCAAGGCCGUAUAUGUGCCUCCCAGCCUUCCGGCUGACAACCUUCCAGGAGAGCUGAGCUUCAGCAGAGAGAACCUCAGCUUUGACUUUAAAGACACCGACAUGAAACGGCUCUCCAUGGAGAUCGAGAAGGAGAAGGUGGAGUACAUGGAGAAGAGCAAACAUCUGCAGGAGCAGCUGAACGAACUGAAGACUGAGAUCGAAAGUCUGAAGAUGAAAGAGCGGGAGACUCCUCUGGACAUCAUUCACAACCAGAACACGGAGCAGGGGACCAGCAAGCACAGCAACUUCAAGAAGCUGACACUACAGAGCACCAAGUCCAGGGUGGCCUUCUUUGAGGAACUCUAAACGACACACAACAACGCCAUCGCCACGUUCCUGCAGACCACACGCCACCUUUGCUCCACUUUCAUGGAAGUCCUAACAGACUGACAGCAGCAGCAGCAGUCUGCUGACUGCACCGACUCCAGGGGCUUCGUUCCCUCACAACGCCGCGCCUUCGCGCUCCAAAUGUGACACUCAUCAGAAGCAAAAGCGUGUGCGUUUACUGCGACAGGUAACACACACUCCCCAGGAAUCAUUUGACGUGAUGGGAUUUAUUUAUUAACCUCAGAAAAUAGUUUGAUUCUGUGAAAAAAGAGGAAUAAAAUAUUUCUGCUUCA